Molecule: messenger RNA, 1332 nt
Organism: Zygotorulaspora mrakii
Lineage: Eukaryota; Fungi; Ascomycota; Saccharomycetes; Saccharomycetales; Saccharomycetaceae
Gene: COX10
Product: protoheme IX farnesyltransferase
Exons: 1
Coding region: 1-1332 (443 amino acids)
Biological process (GO): heme biosynthetic process
Cellular component (GO): mitochondrial membrane; mitochondrion
Molecular function (GO): protoheme IX farnesyltransferase activity
Source: RefSeq, a predicted model, not a curated record
AUGUUUGCCCCAGCUCAGUCUCAAUGCAUAAUGGGAGGCUUCACAAUUAGGAGUAUAAAAUCAUUACCUUACAGGCGCUCAAUGUUCUUAUCUACCAUUCGAAUAGAUAUUGUUCGUGGUAUGAAAGUUAACGCAACUAAUAGGAAUUCUCACAUGAACACAUCGCCGAUUGAGUUCACGUCAAAUAUUUCACAGGAGCGUCAUGAAACCAUCACUGAAAGGGCAACAAAAAGUCUCAGUUGUACAAAUGAUACUAGUAGCAGUACAAAGGAAAACGCAAAUAUACCUUUCGCCAUUAAGCCGGUACCUACUGCAACCAGAAAAGCUCAAAGGGAUGCAAGACGUUCGUCAAAAGAAGUCGAUAUAAUAAAAACAUACCUUAAUCCGUAUCUUCAAUUGAGUAAGCCAAGGUUAACAAUACUAGUUAUGCUGAGCGCCAUAUGCUCUUACGCGAUCUCACCAUAUGCUGCAUCCGUUGGACAACUAUUAAGUUUAACGGUGGGCACUACGUUAUGUUCGGCUUCAGCUAACGCGAUUAAUAUGGGAAGAGAGCCUGAGUUCGAUCGGCAAAUGAUUCGUACACAAGCCAGGCCUGUGGUUCGUGGCUUAGUAACACCUUUUCAAGCAUAUAGGUUUGCUGCUCUAAUGGGUACAAUGGGUACCUCAAUCCUUUAUUUUGGGGUAAACCCAACAGUUUCAUUACUUGGUUUAUCAAAUAUUGCGUUGUAUGGAUGGUUAUAUACGUCUCUGAAAAGAAAACACAUCAUAAAUACGUGGGUUGGUGCAGUUGUCGGUGCUAUUCCACCAUUGAUGGGAUGGGCUGCAGCGAGCCCUUUAACCCAUCCUGGUGCAUGGUGUGUGGCCGGCUUACUAUAUGCAUGGCAGUUUCCACAUUUCAAUACUUUAAGCCAUAACAUUAGAAGCGAAUAUAAAAAUGCUGGCUAUGUUAUGACUGCAUGGAAAAAUCCAUUGCUGAAUGCUCGAGUUGCCCUGCGGUAUUCCUUACUUAUGUUCCCCAUAUGCCUCGCAUUCUCCUAUUUUAACAUCACUGAUUGGUACUAUCAAAUUGAUUCAGGUAUUAUCAAUGCAUGGAUGUCAUUUUGGGCAUUCAAAUUUUAUUGGCAACAGAAGAAAAAUAAUACAAAAGAUAUUUUAAAUGAUACGACGAGGCUAAAUAAAGGGUUAGCAAUUGCUAACGUUUACGCAAGAAAAACUUUCCUGAUCAGUGUAUUACAUUUACCAGCAGUGUUAAUUUUAGCCAUUCUUCAUAAAAAAGGCCGUUGGGAUUGGUUAUUUGACGGGGACGAUGAUAAAAAAGUCACAAAAGUAUGA